UCUGGCAAAGAAGGGCAUGCUGAUCCUACCGGACAUCAUGGCCAACUCCGGCGGAGUGAUGGUGAGCUGCUUCGAGUGGGCUACUGGGCGUCCAAGAGGCACUUGACCUUGCCGGAUCACGCUGCCAUCGGCGUAAUCCAGGCCGGAUCUGUGGAGAGCCCGGCGCAGCACCGUCACAGAUUGAUAAGGGCCGGAGCUUCAAUGACAAAUCCACUAUAUUCAGCACAUAGCCCAACUCAGCAGGCACGAGCCAUGUCGACAGUCGGGGUGGCACUCGGGUGCAUGCUCGCCUUGACAGUCAUCAAGGUCGUAAUAGAGUCGGUGGAGGUUGUGCUCGGCGACGCUGAGAGAGAGUCUAUCAAGCAUAAGUCCAUGCUGUUGUGGCUGAAGCGACUUAUGGAUGCCGACAUGCUUGAAGAUUUUGAAGAUGAAACCUACCUCAACCUGUGGGCAGCCACGAUGAAGAAGAAUAAGAUGCCACAUAACAUGAGAUCGAUGCAAAAGCGCAUAGAAAAGAUAAAAGAGGACCGUGAGGAGCGGCAAGGUCCCGACAUCCAGGAUACAACAGGAUAUGUGGAGGAGGCAGAAAUCAUCUGGAGGACUGAUGAUUGCAUAUCUUGGAGCAGCAGUUAUUUCCCCCUCCUUUUGACUACAGUGGUUGGAGUCAGUAGGUAGUGAUUAGAGUAAGUAGGAGAGGCUGACAUUUGACAAUACGGUUCUGUGUGUGCAUUGACUGCUGGUGCUGCAGCCUGUAAUUUUUCUUGUGGAGUGGACCGAAGUAAUCCAUCAAGCUAGCUGCAUUAUUGAUUCUGUUCCUUUUGCUGGCGAGGUCUCCAACUUCGUCCUCCAGCUUGGACAACCUAGGUUGAGUGGCAAUUUUACCCCUUAUGUUUAUCACGUCUUCGGUCACGGGACCAGGGAUUCAAAGGCACGGCACAACCGUGUGGAUGAUGACAAGUACUUGCAUCAUGCGCGUCAAGAGAUGGACAAGAAUAUGCAGCGGGAGCGAGAGGUGAUGGACAAGAAUCUGAAGCAGGAGCGGGCAACCAUGGACCGCAUGAGGAAGGAGGAGCGUGCAGCCAUGAAACAGAUGAUGAAAGAGGAGCGUGCAGCCAUGGAUCAGAGGUUGAAGCAUUUCCAUGACGAUAUGGACCUAAAGUUGAAGCAGGAGCGUAAGAACUUGGAUCACGCUAUGCAGCUCGAGCGUGGCAGGAUGGAAUUCAAUAUCAUGCAGGCGCGUGCAAACAUGGACCUUAUGUUGAAGCAGGAGCGUAAUGACAUGAAUCACAAGACCAAGAUGGAGGAGAUCCGCAUGGAAGGGAAUAUAAUGCAAGACCGCGUUCUACAACUCGAGCGUGGUAAGAUGGGCUUCAAUAACAUCCAGACGCGUGUGGGCAUGGACCUUAACUUACCACAUGACCGCAAUGAUCUGGAUUACAAGGCCAAGAUGGAGGAGACCCGCAUGGAAGGAAAUACGAUACAAGACCAUGCUAAUACACGCCUGAAGGAUGACAAGGCCAAGAUGGAGGAGAUCCGCAUGAAAGAGGGUAUGAUGCAAGACCAUGCUAGUACAGGCACGAAGGAACAACAAGACAUCCCUACACCAGAGCAAUCUGUCUCAUCAGUACCUCUACAGGUAGAACAAGAGAUCUGUACACCAGAGCAAUCUAUCUCAUCCUACGUAGUUGUAAUGCAAUUUAUUGUUCAUGUGGACGAAGAACUUUCUCAUGUUCCUGAAGCAUACCACAACAAGAAACCUGGUAUGAUGACAGUACUUGAACCUGCCAAGGUGGACUGGCAGAUAAUGGUGAAAAAUUUGCGUUACCAUGGGUACAAAGGGGAAGCAGAUUUGUACUACAUCAAGCCUGGGUGCGUACCACCAAAAGGAAUGGUAAAGAUGUCAGGCCAGCAUGACGUCGAUGAAAUGUUGCACACUUUAGAAGGGAUAAAGAAAUGUCAUUUGUACAUUGUGAAGAAUUGUGCAUUCCCAAAUUAUAGCGACGAUGACAUGUCUGAACAGGACAUGUCCGAAGAAGACAUAUAUGCAUGUGGGUACAUGGAUAUCGGCGAGAGGGACAUGGGCGAAUAUGGGUCAUUGCCCAAAAGGAAGAAAAUUGCAGAUAACAAUACGAAGAAAGCAUUGGAUUUCGGCAGCAGUGAUGAGCCUCUUCAGUAGGCUUUUGGUUUUUCUACAAUUUCAAGCUUUGGAGCUGAACUAUUGUCCCAAUUAGUGUUUGCAUUAUUUUCGAUCCAACAAUAACUUCAUUCAAGUGACAAUUGUGAGACUAUGUUUACAAUAAUAGGCUUUCAACUUUGAGUUGUUGCUCAAUUUUUAGAUGAAAGGUUCCUUUGAUGCCCGCACACUUAAUUGUGACUUUUACUAUUUUUGCAUUGCAUAUGCUGCAC
This is a messenger RNA of Triticum aestivum (bread wheat), 2406 nucleotides long. RefSeq lists its product as uncharacterized. The record is from RefSeq and is a predicted model, not a curated record. Lineage: Eukaryota; Viridiplantae; Streptophyta; Magnoliopsida; Poales; Poaceae. The coding region runs from base 983 to 2176 and encodes 397 amino acids. The transcript is spliced from 10 exons.